Molecule: messenger RNA, 2343 nt
Organism: Alternaria rosae
Lineage: Eukaryota; Fungi; Ascomycota; Dothideomycetes; Pleosporales; Pleosporaceae
Product: magnesium transporter NIPA-domain-containing protein
Exons: 3
Coding region: 440-2146 (568 amino acids)
Biological process (GO): magnesium ion transport
Cellular component (GO): membrane
Molecular function (GO): magnesium ion transmembrane transporter activity
Source: RefSeq, a predicted model, not a curated record
AGCUUGGAGGUUGAAGUUCAAGCUUGGGCCCCCAGAGACCCAGAUGCUGCCCGCGGUUACCCAGGUACGUCUGCAGAUGAUCCAUGGCACGACGUCGCAGGUGCGCGGUGAUAAUAUUACAGGUGUCACACUAUGAAUAGAAUGAAUCUAUCUCUUGUUCAACCUCCUCGCGUCGUCUCGUUGCUGCUCCCGAACGCUCUCCUCCUGAAUCCAACUACAUCAUCAGUCGGCUGAUCCCUGCCACCUGCACGGCGUCGGCUAGUCUUCCCCAACCGUCUCGUGCACUUCACCGACUCAGCGUGACGUUUCGCGACUUCCACGUCUGCGCUGUCUACUAUCAAGACUACACAUCCCCGCCUUCAUACCCCCAUACGCACAGCAUGCGCCCGACGACUAGGUAGCGAUACGCGCAGUGCAGCGACAACAGCCGACACGAACCAUGGUGGAACUCUCGCCGGGCGCGAGCGUUGCUCUUGGAGUAAUGGUCGGCCUUGCCUCUACCAGCAUACAGAGCGUUGGCCUGACGCUGCAGCGGAAGUCCCAUCUCUUGGAGGAAGAGAAGGACGACGACGAUGAGAGGCGACCCCCAUACAAGCGGCGGAGAUGGCAGCUGGGCAUGCUCAUGUUCGUCGUGGCAAACAUCGUCGGCAGUACCAUUCAAAUCACCACCCUCCCCCUUCCCGUCCUCUCCACCCUCCAGGCAUCCGGCCUCGUCUUCAACUCGAUAUGCGCCUCCAUAAUCCUCAGCGAACCCUUUACGCGGUACUCCUUCGUCGGCACAAUGCUCGUUGCGAUAGGCGCAUUGUUGAUCGCCUUGUUCGGUGCCAUUGCAGAACCGUCGCAUAACCUGGAUCAACUGUUGGCGCUGCUGGGACGAAACACCUUCAUCGUAUGGAUGAUCAUGACGGGCAUAGUCGUUGUCAUUCUGGUCAUUGCCACUUGGUCACUACACCGCAUGCAUCCGCGGACCACUCCUCGACAACGCCUCGUACGCGGUAUUCUCUUCGGUUGCGUCAGUGGCAUACUCUCCGCGCAUUCGCUUUUAAUCGCAAAGAGUGCCGUCGAGCUUCUCGUUCGGACUCUCGUCGACCGCCAUAAUCAGUUUGACCGCUGGCAGUCGUGGAUGAUCCUAGUCGGACUGGUCGUAUUCGCCCUGACCCAACUCUACUACAUGCAUCGCGGACUGAAGUUGGUUAGCACGAGCGUGCUCUACCCCUUGGUCUUUUGCGUGUACAACAUCAUCGCUAUUAUAGACGGCCUCAUCUACUUCGACCAAAACGAUCGCCUUUCGAGUCUGCACGCUGGACUGAUCGCGCUUGGAACUGUUAUUCUGCUCGCGGGAGUUGUCUGCUUGAGCUGGCGACUUGAAGACAACGAGGAAGAGCCCAUGUCACCAGUAGCAAGCAAGCACAUGGGCAGGGUUCCGAUGCCUCAAAAUGUGCUGGAACCCGGUAUCGGCCUUGCGCAUGGCCAUAGCCACGACGAACCCGACUCACCUCUGGACAUCGACGAAGAAGCCCCAGGCGCCCAUGGCUAUGCCUCGGAGCAAGCCAAACGAAAAGCUGUCGACGAAAGAACACCUCUGCUAGCCCGCGCUCCAACAGGUCCCUCGCUGACACUCGCCAAUCCGAAGAAGCGAGCAUCGGUAGAUGCCGGUGACUUGAAAAGUCCUAUACAAUCCCGUAGACUGCCGAGGAGACGGAGAAUGACUAUCUCGGAGGAGACAAAUGAGAUAUGGGAUGAGCUCAACGAUCGAGAGACUUUGCCUUCUCCUGCUCGGCGAUCCGUGGAUCUAGAACGACGACCAAGAUCUGGGACUUUGCCUCCACGGAGAAAUGCUGCGCAGUCCGCUUGGCUCAACCAGAUGCGUCGACGAUCCUGGUUUGAAGGGUUCGGCAGCCGAGGCAGGAGCGUGUCGCAGGGAAAGAGGCCCAUGGACAGUUCUGCAUCACUUCUGAAUCAUCCCGAUCCAGAAGAUGGCGAUAUGUCUGAUACGGAUAUGGACGAAACAUCCCGGAGACGACAAACCUGGGGGUACGGCCAAGGGAGCAAGAGCCAGGAUAACCUGGGCGACUGGUUCAAGUUGAAGUGGUGGCGGAAGAAGUGGAAAGAGGACGAAGACCACGAAGAAGAACGACCUACAUGAUAUCACUACCGCAUCCAUUAAUUUGAAUAUACCCAGAAUGUAUUAUCAGAAUUCAAGACGCAGUUCUUAAGGAUUACUACGCAACGCGACCGUCCCUGUCGGGCAACAAGCAUUCCUGCUUUGUAAAAGUCUCCUCGAGUCAUAGCCAGAAGCCUCAUUUAUACGCUAACCCACACAUGCACGACAUCCAGAUGGAG